GCGGAACACAGAGCAGGAAUUCCGCGUAUGCGCUGGUGACAGCGACUCAACACCGGUGAUGACCAUCCUCCCGGUUUACAGAUCUGUUGCCCUGCGAGAGGCAGCGAUACCUGAAGUGAAAUAACUCCCCAGCUGUGGGGCAACUGUGUCGCGCGCUGUCUCCACGUCCACUCACACAAACACAGCUGUGUGUUCACCUGACACACGGUGGAUGACGCCUAGUGUUAGUCCUGAUGUUCUGGGUUGAAAGCUGUGCCUUUCAUCGUCGUUAAGAUCCACUCUGGGAUGAACUAGGUCCGUUUACUGUCGCCGAAGAGCCUUAAAAUACGAUGAUGGAUUUGUUCGGGCUCCUGUAUUUGGACCAACUGUCCCACGGACUGGCCAACUUGUCCAUGUUUCCGUACUUUGACAUGGCGCACUACGUCGUGUCAGUCAUGUCUCUGAGAGAGCAGCCAGGAGCUCUCGAGGUGUCCAGAGUCAGUCCAGUGGCCUGCUGGUUCAGCUCCAUGCUCUUCUGUUUUGGUGGAGCUGUAUUGUCGGGGAUCAUGAUGGCAGAGCCGCCUGUAGCGCCUUUGUCCAACAGCACCGGCAUUCUGCUGGCUUCAAUCAUCUGGUACCUGGUGUUUUACUGUCCCAUGGACCUGGCGUACUGCUGUGUGGCCCUGCCGCCUCUCAGGCUGGUGCUGUCAGGGAUGAAGGAAGUGACCAGGACGUGGAAGGUUCUCACUGGUGUCACGAUGGCUCAGAGCAAAUAUAAGGACAGCCUGCUUGUCAUGAUUGCCAUCGGCUGGGCUAGAGGUGCUGGAGGUGGUCUGAUCAGUAAUUUUGAGCAGCUUGUUCGAGGUGUUUGGAAACCGGAGACAAAUGAGCUCCUCAAAAUGUCGUACCCCACCAAGAUCUCCCUGAUAGGGGCGGUGCUUUUCGCUCUGCAGCAGACCCACUACCUGCCCGUGCAGAAGCACCACCUGAUGCUCAUCUACACCAUCUUCAUCGUCGUCAACAAGUCGAGGAUGAUGCUGACGCGGUCGUCCGCCUCGCCAUUUGCAGCCAUCGAGUCGGCCAUCUACAAGACCCUCUUCGCCGGCCGCUCCCCGUACGCUGCCCUCACUGACAAUGUACAGAACACAUGCAGCACGUCCACCAGUGCCAAAGCCAAAGAGUCCAGUGGGAAUGGAGCGGCGGGCACACACACACCAGGUUGUCCUGUCAAGACAGAAAGUGAAUCACUUAAAGCCAAAGAGGAAUCAGACAACGCAGAGACGCCAAACUGCAAAAAGACCAAUUAGUCAGCGUCUGCCCUGUAGCUUCAUUUCACCUCUAUGCAGGGACGUGGAGUCAUUUCUGAUUCAGAUUAUUCACAUGACGACUUUGUCUUCUGUCUAUCAUACAGAAACAAAGAUAUUUUGUAUUCCAUCAUCGCUUAUUAUUAUUAUUAUUAUUAUUAAUAAUAUUGUUAUAAUGAUUUGAUUUUCAGGAAUCGGAAUUCAAGCCUUCUGUUGAAGAAGUGACCCUGUACCUUAUUCUGGGAUAAUCACCCCCAUCCUUAAAGUACUGCAGUAUUUAUGCUGUUGGAUGUGAACAUCAUGAAACCCGUGGGCUGAUUGCACACUGGCAGUACACCGUGUAGCUUAAUUUUUAAUAUAUAUAUAUUUAUAAUGAGAACCAGUUUCUUAUGAUUUUAUUUCGGGUUUUGGGAACAGAACAGUGCUGUGCACCUGCUGAUCUAUGAAUGUCUCUAUCUCUAUAUUUCUUUCUACAUAUAUUUAUAUAUAAUAUAUAUCCUGCUUCUAUGUAAAUGCUUUAUUUCCUACUUUGAGACAUUUUUAAAAGAGAUUAUAUUCUACGACAAUCAGA
Solea solea (common sole) is the source of this 1854-nucleotide messenger RNA. It is a transcript of the gene tmem38b, whose product is annotated as transmembrane protein 38B. Gene Ontology annotation, molecular function: identical protein binding; potassium channel activity. Gene Ontology annotation, cellular component: membrane. The transcript is spliced from 6 exons. NCBI's taxonomy places the organism in Eukaryota, Metazoa, Chordata, Actinopteri, Pleuronectiformes, Soleidae. The record is from RefSeq and is a predicted model, not a curated record. Gene Ontology annotation, biological process: potassium ion transmembrane transport. Bases 330 to 1286 code for a protein of 318 amino acids.